CCCGCGCCGCAGAGGAGGUGCCGCCGGGCCUCGUCGCGCGAGGUGCCCAGACCUGAGAGGAAGAAGACCCAGAAAUUAGCAAGAACUGUUCCAAAAUAGGAGCAUAUAAGGACUGCACUCAAACUGUUGGCCAGAAAACAGUGAGGGAGAGCUAUAGACUGGUGGUGCUGAGGGAUGCAGAGCUGUUGUACAUACCCACUGUCUGACUGACUUGCUCAGGGAAGCUAAAGCAACCAUCUCCAGAAAUGUCUUCGGAAAGUGAAGAGCAACAUGACCAUUCCCAGAAGGACUCAAUUGAUGGAAAUGACGACCACAGUCCUUCACUUAGGAUCCAGCUGGAGCUUGAAAAGGGAUCGAGGACUGAGUUCAAGCAAUUGGAGGCCAGUGAUCAAUGCAGACCUUUUCCUAGGAUCCAUAUAGAGCCUCAAGAGAAAUCAAAUGUUAACUUCAAGCAGGUCAUCACCAAAAAACUGCAGAAGAGUUGUCAGUGCAGCCCAACCAAAGUCAAAAAUACAAUGUUUGAUUUCUUUCCUGUACUGCAGUGGCUUCCAAAAUAUGAUCUGAAGAAAAAUAUCUUAGGAGAUGUGAUGUCAGGCUUGAUUGUUGGCAUCUUAUUGGUGCCCCAGUCCAUUGCUUAUUCCCUCUUGGCUGGCCAGCAGCCUAUCUACGGUCUGUACACAUCUUUUUUCGCCAGCAUCAUUUACGUCCUGUUUGGUACUUCCCGUCACAUCUCUGUUGGCAUUUUCGGAAUACUGUGCCUUAUGAUCGGUGAGGUGGUUGACCGAGAACUACACAAAGCUGGCUAUGACACUGCCCAUAUUCCUUCUUCUGUGGCGAUGGCUUCAAAUGCGAGCACUUUGUUAAACCAGACAUCAGUUAGGGAAUGUGACAGAAGUUGCUAUGCAAUUAGAGUUGGCUGUACUGUAACCUUUAUGGCUGGAGUUUAUCAGGUAGCCAUGGGCUUAUUUCAAGUGGGUUUUGUUUCUGUCUACCUCUCGGAUGCCUUGUUGAGUGGAUUCGUCACUGGUGCCUCCUUCACUAUUCUUACAUCUCAGGCCAAGUAUCUCCUUGGGCUCAGCCUUCCUAGGAGUAGUGGUGUAGGCUCACUCAUCACAACGUGGAUAAAUAUCUUCAAAAACAUCCAUAAGACCAAUCUCUGUGAUCUCGUCACUAGUCUCUUGUGCCUUUUGGUUCUUUUGCCAACCAAAGAAAUCAAUGAGCGCUUCAAGUCAAAGCUGAAGGCACCGAUUCCUACAGAACUCAUUGUUGUCGUGGCGGCCACGUUAGCCUCUCACUUUGGGAAACUGAACGAGAAGUACCAUACGAGUAUCGCUGGACACAUUCCAACUGGGUUUAUGCCGCCCGAGGCACCAGACUGGAACUUAAUUCCCAGCGUGGCUGUAGAUGCAAUCGCUAUCUCUAUCAUUGGUUUUGCCAUCACUGUGUCACUUUCUGAGAUGUUUGCCAAAAAGCAUGGCUACACGGUCAAAGCUAACCAGGAAAUGUAUGCCAUCGGCUUUUGCAAUAUCAUCCCUUCCUUCUUCCACUGCUUUACUACUAGUGCAGCUCUUGCGAAGACUUUGGUGAAAGAAUCAACAGGCUGCCAAACUCAGCUUUCUGCUGUGGUGUCAGCUCUGGUUCUUUUGCUGGUGCUCCUGGUAAUUGCUCCUUUAUUUUAUUCCCUUCAGAAAAGUGUCCUUAGUGUGAUCACGAUUGUAAAUCUCCAGGGAGCCCUGCGUAAGUUUAAGGACCUGCCCAAGAUGUGGAGGGUCAGCAGAAUGGACACGGUUAUCUGGUUUGUCACAAUGCUGUCCUCUGCACUGAUAAGCACUGAACUAGGCCUGCUUAUUGGGGUUUGUUUUUCUAUGUUUUGUGUCAUCCUCCGCACUCAGAAGCCACAGACGUCACUGCUUGGCUUGGUUGAAGAGUCUACUGUCUUCGAAUCCAUUUCUGUUUACAAGAAUCUUCAGACUAAGCCGGGCAUCAAGCUCUUCCGCUUUGUAGCCCCUCUCUAUUACAUCAAUAAAGAAUGCUUUAAAUCUGCCCUGUACAAAAAAACCCUCAACCCAGUCUUAGUAAUGGCGGCACAGAAGAAGGAAGCAAAGAGAAAGAUGAAAAAAGAAGGGCUGACUCUCACUGGGCUCCAGGACGAAGUGUCUGUGCAACUCUCCCACAACCCCAUGGAGCUCCACACCAUAGUGAUUGACUGCAGCGCAGUACAGUUUUUAGAUACAGCAGGGAUCCAUACACUGAAAGAAGUCCGCAGAGACUAUGAAGCCAUUGGCAUCCAGGUUCUGCUGGCUCAGUGCAACCCCUCUGUGAGGGAGUCCCUGGCCCGUGGAGGGUACUGCAAGACGGAAGAAGAAAAUCUUCUCUUUUAUAGUAUCUAUGAAGCAAUGGCUUUUGCAGAAGACUGCCAAAAUCAGAAAGGGACCUGUAUUUCCAACGGUCUGAGUCCUUCCAGUGAUUGAGAGAGAAGGCAGACUGAAAGAGGAACAAUGUCUGACCAAAAGGCUAAUGUUUCAAGUGCACAUUUUCAUUGGAAAUGUGCACUUGAAAUUUUAACCUCUCGAUUGGAGAGUAUUCUUCCUCUGAAGCGGGUGGCUUUUAUAGACACCCAAAUGCAGUGGAAAUUAUAGUAUGGUGUUAUCAAAGAAAGAAAAUACCAUGUGGUGUCCAGCUUUCUCACAGAUAGGAGCUAUUCUUGGAAUUGAAUAGCUAUUGAACAGGACCAUAAAGUAGCCCCCAAACUUUAUGACUAUCUGUUUCAGGAGCUAGCCUUUUUGGACUCUUCCUUCUCCAGGAGGUCAAGGGGUGAAGCUUGACAUUCACAUCAACUGUGGGAGCAGGAAAGGAGACAGUCAAGAAACGUGCCCGCUCCUGUGCCUGCAGGUCAGGAGGCUUUCGGAGCACAAGGUGACCACCAAGCAAGUUGAUUUCACUUGUGCGUCUCGAUUCCCAGUAGUAUCUGGGAAUCUACAAAGCAGUAUCUCUGGCUUUGAACAGGAAAGCACCGUUCCUCAGAUGGCUGGGCUGGUUUGUGAAAUCCAACAGCCAGCCCCACGUUACACAGCGUACUCCUUGUAACACCCUUGGUGUUUUGAGUCAUGCCUUUUUGUUUAGUGUGGGUAGGUUCUUAAAGAGGUCUUCAAAAUCAACCGCCAUGAUGGGACUCCUCCCUAUCUUUUCUGGAAUCUUCUCUGUCCCUGUUUCUGAGUAUUUCGCCUGUUAAGCUCCAUUUUAGCUUCAAUUUAGUGUGUUUCCCAUGAAUCUUUUUCUUUGUUUUUUUUUUCCCCAUGAAAUCUAAAUGGCUAUGUCUGAUCACCAGUGACAACUUGGCAAAUAAAAGGCAGAACACUGACUUAGCAAUCCUAGAUGGCACUUGCAUGAGUUUGAGGCAAGAAGGGGUGAUUGACAGUUUCCCAUGAGAAUGUGUUUACAUCCCUGAAUUAUUUUUUUCCUUCUUGUGACAUUUUAGCAAGCCUGGGGACUGAGUUUCUCAGAAAGCAGCUACCUUUACUCCCCAAGCAGGAUGUAACCAAUAGAAAAGAAUGCACAGAAGAUCGAGGGCUUUCAAAAGCACAUCAAUAAUUCAGUUGUAGAUAUUUUAGUGAGGGUAAAGCUAAUGCUCACUGCCACGUGGUAGUAAAUAUUGAAGACAACAACUUUUAACUCUUGGAUCAUGCAAAACUGUUAUGCAAGAGAAUUUAGAAGCAUCACCUUCAUAGAACGCAGGUUCUGGAGGUGUAUUAUUUACGCUAGCUGGCCACAGUUUGUGACAACAGGAAUUGUUUCUUUCGAAAAGCAAGACUGUGCAACAUUGAAUGUUUGUAGUUCUGUAUCUGGACUUUGAUAAGCAAGAAGAAACCAGGUUUUCCAGAGUUACAAUGAGGAGACUAAUUUAUUUGAGAUUGUAAUAUUUGGCCACAACACUUAAAACACUUGCAAACGUUGCACAAUUAUUUUUUAACCUGCUGCUAUAUUCUAAACAAUUUAAAUACUUAUGAGAAGCAAACCCUAAUGUGAGGUACCUAUUAGAGUGGGAUCCGUUUAAAUAUAUUUAGCUCUCUUGUUGACCCCAUAUUAGAAAAGCAAAUACUGCCUUUUUAUUGGUAGAGCUCUGUUUACAUGAAAACACCUUUGCAUUAUGAAGAAAAAGUUUCUCAGUAGAAAAGUUGGAUUUCUGUUAAGGUGAUGGAUAUGAUUAAAUGUAAUAGUGUUCUGAAUUUUUAUGUCCUUUUAGAACUUGUAUAGAAUUUCAGAAAUGUUAGCUGCUGUUUGUACUUGUAGGCUGUGGCUUGUUGUUAGCCAGUACGUGCUCUUUCUGUCCAGUCUUAGCAACCAUAAUGGUAAAGUUUGGUAUCUUGUUCUGUCAUGUUUUUAACCCUUCCUCAAGCAAGUUUUGAAUUGAGACCAUUAUAGAUGUUUAAUGCCAUGUGACAGAGAAGUGAAUGGAUGUUUAAGACCAUAAUUAACUAACAACAACAUAGCAAAGAAUAAAUUCUCAGUCCAAAGAAUGUGGGAAAUCCCUCAGAAGAAUGGAGUAAGCAGAUUUGAUCUUUACUUGACAUUUCUGUCCAUAUGUGGAUAUAAACAAUUCUGGAACUUUAUGAAAUCAGCAAGUUCUCCAAUUGUGUUCUGGUUUGUAUCUCUCCCACUGAUCCAAACAAGAGAAUCUACUUUUGGUGGCCAUUUAUCAAAGACAUUUAAGAUUUCACUAGAAUUUACAUGUCACACUCCGCUUGGGCUAAGGUCUGCCUAUACUUCCAUGUUGUUAAACAUUUUUGAUUGCUGGUAUUUGAAAGAACCAAACCUGAAACCAAAGCCUAAUAUACAAGCAAAAAACUUUUCAUUUGCUUGCUUAUUCAAGGACAUGGGCAUUAAUUCUUUGGGUGAUAACUUACACUUUAUUGUUGCAACAAUACUGUGUGCUUACUCUAAACUUCAGUGAAGCAUUUUAUCAUUGCUUAUUGAGAAUGUACAUUCCGGAUACCUUAAAAUGGCCAUUUAAUUGAAAUGUACUGUGUGCAUCCUUAAUGGUUACAUUUCUUACAACCUUUCUUUAAAAAAAAAAAAAAAUUGUAACGAGGGAUUUGUGAACACUGUCUCAGACCGCACAGGAGGGAGAAACGAGAGGGAGCCAAUUGCACAGCCUCCGUCUUUCAUCUGGACUGAGCCCUGCUGAUCUGUGCUUCUGAUGGUGGUAGAACUGACAGAUGUGAUCUUUUUUCAAGUAGGACCAAAUGUGAACAGUAUUUGGAUUAUCUGACUUAGCUGUAAACAACCGUAGACACUGAAGCCAAAAUGUGGUGUUGGUAAAUUUACUUUAUGGUAGACGGUAACCUCUAAAAAUGAGUUCAUUAGACUUUUCUAAUGAUGAUGACUACACCUGAACAAGAACAGUAUUCUCUGCAGGGAUAUUCUCUUAGUAAUUUGUUGCUCAAGAACACUGUCAGGGCACUAGCCCUAAGCUUAAAUAAAAGUGAGAAAAGGCUUAUAGUCAAUUGCCUGGGAACUUAAAUCAAGUCUCUCAGUUAUAAUGACAAAUUUGAGUUCUGUGAACCUCAUUAAUGUCCUUCUGGAUUGUUUUCCUCUGUGUGUUGCUGUAGAUGACACAGGUUCUUCUUGCGCCAAUGUUGACAGUACCUCACAUGCUUUCUGAGGAUCCGAACAGGAACCUGGGGCCUUAGGCCAAGUGCUGGGAGUUAGGACAUUAAAUCUAGUAGGUGGGUUAUGUGGUAUCUCUCCUAGAGAUGGUGCACUGAGGAGGCAUUUGUGGAGGGCUUGAGCUGAGUGGACUGAGGGCUAAGCAGGAGACGAGCCACCAAGGCAGACAAGGAGGCAUGGGUGCUUGCCCCGGCCUAUUCAGGGAAUGAUUCCACAGUGAUGUGGUUAAAAACCUGUUAGAUUGGACUCAGACUUUGCUUAAUUUUUCUGUUCUUUAAUGUUUUUCUUUUUUUCCCCUUUAAUAUUUUCUGUCUGUCCUGAUGCUUUAUUAAAAACUGGACUUAGAAAACUGCAAAGUGUAACAACUUGGAUCUAGGAAGCUUUCAAGUGCUGAACUAAUUUUUUUCUGAUGAUUUUAAAUAACCAUGAAUUGAAUCAUUAAUUUGAGUGCUAAUAACAAGUAUGAAAAUUAUAAUGGAACAGGCCAAAACAUUACACCAGCUGGUUUGUUAUCUUUGUCUAUUAUUAAAUAUUGUAAGUUAAAGGUACAUUUUAGGUUAUUUAAUAAAAAUUUUAUUAACUUUAGGAAUGGAGAAUUUGGGUUUGGGAGUGGGGAAAUCUAUUUUUAUAAUUUUUAUCCUGACAAGGACUAUUUUUUUAAAAAAAUGUUUUGCAACUGAAAUUCUAAAAUAACCAUGUUAAAUAUGGUUAGCAAAGUCAAGUGAGCAUUGUAUUAAUACUGAGCUUUUGAUGUGUAAUUUUUAUCUUGUGGUGUAAAAGAGGAAGGUGAGAUGAAACUAUGAAAACUGGAAUAAUAAUGGAAACUAAAUGUCGCUAUUGACAUUUGAAGGUACCAUGUUUGUAAGUCUACACUGGAUCUUGGAUACCUUUUCUGUGCACUUGAAUGAUGGCUCUGGAAAUGCUGAAUAAUUACAGUAUUACUACAAGAUGCAAGUUGCAAUUUCUAAAGGGAGGUUUUUUGUUGGCAUGCAGACAAGAAGCCUAAGCCAGAAAGGAUUUUUAACUACAGCUUUAGUUUAUUUUAGGGAGGUUUCUUCCCCCGCUCAUCCCCCAUCCCUAAAAUAGUAAGAUGCUGGGAAUCAAAAAGCUUUUUGCCUUUUCAAUUCAAGCAACUGAGAAAUUACUGUUUAAAUUUGGAUCCUACCAUGAUUUCUCAAAAAUUAUUGUGAACAAACCAGUGUAUAUAACCUGCUACCUUUUAUGGUCUCCUUUGUAAUUUUAUAUACCAAUCAAGAAAAUAACAGGGUGACAAAUUAAUGAAACUAAAUUCUUACUCUUGUCUAUUCACCAAAAAGUAUACCCUAUACCCCCAAUUAUUCAAGGCAAAUGACUCUUAGGAACAUAUUUUGUACUACAUGUAUCUUUUUUAAUUAAAGCAAGUGCCUUGAUGCAAUGCCAUAUAAAUCAUGCUUAACCUUCUAUUGGAUGAAGAUUAGUGAUUAAUGAAGUACAGCCUAUUGCAGGGACGGUGAGCUGGUACUUUUCUUCUAGUUUCAUGAACAAUGUUUGUGAUGUUUAUUGUGAAAGAUCUACCUAAGUUUUGCAAUCUAGCGAUGUCAUUUCAUUUGCUAAUAAAUUGUUAUACUAAUCAAAUAUGACUGUGUCUGUUAUUUUAAGUGC
This is a messenger RNA of Talpa occidentalis (Iberian mole), 7308 nucleotides long. It is a transcript of the gene SLC26A2, whose product is annotated as solute carrier family 26 member 2. Gene Ontology annotation, cellular component: membrane. NCBI's taxonomy places the organism in Eukaryota, Metazoa, Chordata, Mammalia, Eulipotyphla, Talpidae. Gene Ontology annotation, molecular function: bicarbonate transmembrane transporter activity; secondary active sulfate transmembrane transporter activity; oxalate transmembrane transporter activity. Bases 246 to 2471 code for a protein of 741 amino acids. The transcript is spliced from 4 exons. The record is from RefSeq and is a predicted model, not a curated record. Gene Ontology annotation, biological process: transmembrane transport.